UAGCAUGUUUGACUAGAUCUCUCAAGGGAUUGGUUCGGUUAAUUCAUUCACUAGUUUGACAACAUUCAGAUCCCUCUUAAGUAGGGACGUAUGAAGUAGAGAAGUCCUUAUACCUGUAACUCUGAUAGGUAUAAUUAAUUUUCAAUCAAGAAGACAGCCAUGAGGAAAUACGACUAUGAAGAAGAAGAAUAUUUCACAAAAAUAUUUAUAUGCUACCGAUAUUUCCGAACGACGACUGCUGAGAAUAACUGACGAAACAGCGUUGGUCCCUGAAAGUAAACUUCACAAAAUAGGUACAUACAUACAGGAAUUACCGUUUUACAAUGUCCGCAACAACAGAGCUGAAGUAAUGAUCGCUCCGGAGCUGGACGAGGUAUUUUCGAAUGCUGUCAACCUUUUUAAUCUGGAGAAAACCAUCCUGGUUGACGAUUAUUCCAAAAUAAUGGCUGAAGAAAAAAGUGCAAACCGUCAGGACUCAAAGUUUUCCUGGACAGCAUAUUAUGAUGUUGAUGGCAUAUAUGACUACUUAAAAAAUAUGAGUACAGUUUACUCAAAUUGGACCGAGCUGGUGGUAGGAGGACAGAGCUACGAGGGUCGUCAGCUUUUGGGCCUGAAGAUCAACACUCCCACUGAAACAGACAAAAUUAAAAGUAUCAUAUUCAUUGAGUCAGGUAUCCACGCUCGGGAGUGGAUCACACCGGCCACAACGACCUACUUCAUCAACCAGCUGCUCACCAGCUCAGACCCGGCCAUCACAACGCUCAGAGACAGGUUUGAGUGGCAGAUCUUCCCCACUGUCAACCCUGAUGGCUACCACUAUACUCAUACUAGGGACCGAAUGUGGAGGAAAACGCGAUCAAAGUCGUCACUUUUCUGCCACGGGGCUGAUCCUAAUCGCAACUGGGAUUACAACUGGGGACAAUACGGCAUAUCAACAAAUCCUUGCAACUAUCAAACGUAUGCGGGCUCGCAACCAUUCUCUGAGAUCGAAACCCGCACUUUUUCGGAAUAUAUUUCUAAUCUGGACAACAUACUAGCCUAUAUUGCGUUUCAUUCUGACGCACAGAUGUUACUUGUGCCAUACUCUGAUUCUGUUGAGCACACGGGGAAUUACGAUGAUUUGAUAAAAAUAGGCAAUACCUCCUUGGAAUACGGUGAGAAGGUUAACGGAGAGAAGUACGACGGUCCAGCGACCGCUGCUGAAAUUUUGUAUAAAGCGUCAGGUGGUAGUAUGGAUUGGGUUCGCAACCAGCUGGCGACCCCCAUAGUUUAUACGUAUGAGCUCCGAGGCACCUACUUCCAUUGGCCACCGUCCAGGAUCUUCGAGCAAGGAGACGAGGUCACACAGAUGAUGGUGGGACUCUUCACUGAAGCUUGCAAUUUGGGAUAUUGCUAAUUUAUGUUUAACGUAUCAUUUGUAAUCUCUGCGGUUGUUUUUUUUUUUUCAUAUUUCUUUCGCGAGUAAUUUCCUGGGAGUAAUUUCUAUAAAAAUAAGAAGUAGGUAGCUUUGUUUCUUAUUUGUAAGUUUUAUAUUUAUACAGUUUAUUGUGUAUAAAUCAAUGAAUAAAUACGGUUAGGCCCUGUAUCACCACUUUCUGAUAAAUAUCAUAUUUUAAUCUGAGAGAUAAACUUUAAUUUACUGGUAGAAAAUGACAUAAUUACGCCACCUUUAUAUUAAUUAAUACCAUAUUUCAUUUUUGUAAUUAUGCAAUGAAGUUUUGAAAUAAAUAAAUAAACUAACUGCUAGUUAAACUACCUGUAGUUAUUUAUCAGUUAGCCUCAUAUGCACUUGUAAAACACAAUGUUUAAUAUUUACAUAUAUGCUACCUAUAUAUUUUUUAUCAGCAAGCGUUGAAACAGGCCAAUUUGCAAAUUGAUGUGUUUGGAGAAUAUGACGCUGUGGAAUUUGUUGUGCUGCUUCUUCUCCAUUUGCACUUUGGAUGCGGUGAUAGGCUUAGUUUAAUAAAUUAAUAGGUAAUAGGUAAAACUUUUAGAAGAACUAAGAUCCUAAGAAUAUUGCCUGGUAAAAAUAAAUUAAUAAAAAAAUAUAUAGGUAUCUUGAUUGUAAAUGAAAGUAUUUAGGUUGAACCCCUAUAUAUCUGAAGAAUAUAACUCUAAUUUGUUUCUUCAAACUUUCUGCAAACACUCUCAACAAUAUUAAUUUUCAUUACACACACACAAAUUACAUAACUUUACAAUUAAAUUUUGAAGAGAGCUUAACUUUAUAAAUUUGAAAUUUUCUCAAUUUUCUACUAAGUCUUAUGUAGUACAAAACAAAGAAUUAUCGUGUAUAAUUUCUUUUAUGUAAGUGUGUAACAGUAGUAACUAAUAAUAUUAGUAAUAAUAAUAUUUCAAAUGCCA
Messenger RNA from Plodia interpunctella (Indianmeal moth), 2361 nucleotides. Its product is annotated as zinc carboxypeptidase-like. The record is from RefSeq and is a predicted model, not a curated record. Gene Ontology annotation, biological process: proteolysis. Lineage: Eukaryota; Metazoa; Arthropoda; Insecta; Lepidoptera; Pyralidae. The transcript is spliced from 11 exons. Gene Ontology annotation, molecular function: metallocarboxypeptidase activity; zinc ion binding. Bases 176 to 1396 code for a protein of 406 amino acids.